Biomphalaria glabrata is the source of this 855-nucleotide messenger RNA. RefSeq lists its product as uncharacterized. The coding region runs from base 191 to 781 and encodes 196 amino acids. NCBI's taxonomy places the organism in Eukaryota, Metazoa, Mollusca, Gastropoda, Planorbidae. The transcript has 6 exons. The record is from RefSeq and is a predicted model, not a curated record.
AGGAGCGUGAAAAAUUGUGUCUAAGAGUCUAGAUCUAGAUCUAGAGUCGUACUAGAGUCUAGAAUCUACAUUCUAAACUAGACGGUCACUGUAGUUGUAGUAUUAGUAGAUCUAUAUAUUAUACUUAUAUCUAUCUAGAUCUGUUGUGAAAUUUUAUUACAAAACAACCUGAACUUGAAGCAGAAGUAAAAUGGACACAUUUGACAGUUGUUCUGAUUCUGAUGAUGCACCAGAAGAGUUCAAUGUAGCACAGGUUCGACAGCACCAUGUUUCUCAGCUAAAAGAUUUUCAAGAAUCAUUGAAGAAGAGCAAGCAAGAAGAGAAGGAGAAAAGACGUAAAAGAAAUGAGCUUUUUAAAGCACAAAAAGAAAAGAAAAUUCAAGAGUUACAGAAAAGAAAACUGCCACAGGAAGUGCUGGAUGCUGUCUCUAGUAAAGCAAGUUUACCAAAAGAAGCAGGUAAAGUGAUAGCGAAAACUCACGUUGACGAAGAAGUUACAGAGGAUCUCAUAGAUGAUGAUCUUGAUGAUCGUCUAGCUGACAGCGGAGUUGAAGAUGACAACGAGUUUGACACUAAAGCAGAUUUUAUCCCAUUGAAGGGAACUAAAAAUUUAUUUGUGGCGACUGAUGAAGUAGUCAAGAAGAAAAAGUUGACGUCUGCACAGGAAGUGUUAAACUUUAAAAACAGUCGAUUGUAUGACCAAUCUGUGAUCCCCAGAGAGAACAGUAAACAAAGAAGAUCAAAGGCAGCGAGAUUAAAAAUUCUAAGAAAUAGAAAGUGAAUAUAAAGCAAUGAAUACAAAGUUUGUAAGCAAAGGUUUUAACUUCAUUGUCAAUAAAAAAAAAAUGGAGUUUU